Messenger RNA from Achroia grisella, 1758 nucleotides. RefSeq lists its product as uncharacterized. The coding region runs from base 1 to 1758 and encodes 585 amino acids. Lineage: Eukaryota; Metazoa; Arthropoda; Insecta; Lepidoptera; Pyralidae. The transcript has a single exon. Gene Ontology annotation, molecular function: nucleic acid binding. The record is from RefSeq and is a predicted model, not a curated record. Gene Ontology annotation, biological process: DNA integration.
AUGGCAUCUAGAACCUUACAUCCUCAUGAACGGCGUUAUUCACAGCUUGACAAAGAAGCCGCUUCAAUUAUGUUUGGCAUAAAAAAGUUUCAUAACUAUCUCACAGGAAGACAAUUCUGUAUAAUAACAGACCACAAACCAUUGCUUGGUAUAUUUGAUCCGAAGAAGCCAAUGCCUAAUAUGAUUUCACCACGGUUGACGAGAAUUGCCAUAGCCUUGACAUCUCAUAACUAUGAGAUAAAAUAUAAGCCUGGUCCAGAGAUAGGUAAUGCUGACCAUUUAAGUCGUUGGCCACAACCAGUACAAAGUGAACCUCAAACACAUAUUGGUGAGGUUUUGUUAAUGGCUGAAGCUCCAGAAGAUUUUCCAUUUGAUGCAGAAGAUAUAGCUAGAGAGACAAAUCGGGAUAAAAUCUUAUCUAAAGUUAUUUAUUACAUACAAAGGGGAUGGCCUGCAAAAGAAACCGACGCUGAUUUACGACCAUUCUGGUUACAUCGCACAGAACUGUCACUGCAAGAAAAUUGCAUACUUCUGGGAUGCCGCGUUGUAGUACCUCACACUCUUCGUCGAGCAACGCUCCAAAUACUACAUAAAACACAUACAGGUAUAGUUCAAACGAAAGCACUGGCUAGAAGCUACGUUUGGUGGCCUGGACUAAAUGAUGACAUAGAACUUCUAGUUGGUGGUUGUGUUAGGUGCUUGGAAAAUCGACAUAUGCCUCCUAAGACUACACAUGAAUGGAUUACACCUUCGAGACCUUGGUCAAGAAUCCACAUCGAUUUCGCUGGACCGUAUCACAACAAAUACUUUUUAAUUAUAGUCGACGCAUAUUCCCGAUGGCCUGAAGUAUUCAUGGUAAAUAAUACAACAACAGCCACGGUAAUACGAUUGCUGAGAACGACCUUUGCAACUCAUGGUCUAUGUGAAGUUUUAGUAUCGGAUAAUGGUACAUCGUUUGUAUCAGGAGAUAUGAAGCAUUUUUUGCAGGCCAAUAAAAUUCGUCAGGUAACUACAGCACCUUACCAUCCGGCGACCAACGGAUUAGCAGAACGGAUGGUACAGACAGUCAAAGAUAAACUAAAGAAAAUGAAUGAUUUAUCUUGGGAUAUCAAAAUUCCGAAUUUAUGGUUAGGUUUGCGGGUUACUCCAUGUACAGGAACCAAUAAAACCCCCGCAGAACUAUUAAUGAAUAGACAGUUGCGCACAUUGUUAGAUACUAUACAUCCAGAUAAUCUGAAACAUAAAAGAACAGAAAUACAAAUUGACAACAAUAAACAGAUAGCAGGCAGAGAAACUACUGUGGGACAAAAUGUAAUGUUCAGAAAUUAUAGCAAUCAGGGCCCUAAAUGGUUACCAGGCAAAGUCUUGCAGAAAAGUGGGCCUUCCAAUUACAAAAUCGAAACAGAGGACGGUGUAGCAGUUAAUCGGCAUAUUGAUCAGUUGAUUAAAUAUAAACCAAGGCUAGAGAAAGGGGAAGAAGGGAUUACUGAUAUAACGUCAGAGGCAAAUAAAGACUCUAUUAGCACAGACAGUAGUGGUACGAAUUACCAACAUGGGCAACAGGAAAAUAGUAGUCAAGAGUCAGAGAGAAUUAUUGAAAUACCAGAUGCCGAGAAAUGGGCUGAGAUUUUGGGUAUCCCUCCUUCUUCGGAAUCAACAUUGCCAGUUCCAGGGAAAAUUAGAACUAAGUUAAAUGUACAUUCCAGAACUCCAUAUCAAAGGCCACAAGAUCAUAUAGACAAUCUGUAUUUAUCCUAA